Molecule: messenger RNA, 3300 nt
Organism: Purpureocillium takamizusanense
Lineage: Eukaryota; Fungi; Ascomycota; Sordariomycetes; Hypocreales; Ophiocordycipitaceae
Exons: 3
Coding region: 601-2838 (745 amino acids)
Biological process (GO): positive regulation of transcription by RNA polymerase II
Cellular component (GO): nucleus
Molecular function (GO): zinc ion binding; DNA-binding transcription factor activity, RNA polymerase II-specific; transcription cis-regulatory region binding
Source: RefSeq, a predicted model, not a curated record
UCCAAAGACGACGGAGCUGCUGCUCACAUGGCUUCCGCCACUCGAGCUCAGCGCUCCAACCAGGGGCUGGGCGGCGUCGGACCUCGACGUCCCAGGCAAUCGGGACCCCGCCAUGCCAUCCAUCCACAUCAUCGGGCCUCAUCUCGAGAGGAGAGUCGUCUCGUCACCAACACGGCUCGCGUGAACCCUCAUCCCCCUCCGCUGCAGCAGCUCCAGGAAACGACAAGACCAUGGCCAUGCCCGCCACGUCGUGACAGCGCGCCCUUUGCCGCGCUGCCUUGGUCGACCAUCUAGCUCCUUGGUCUCGCGUCACCCUCAACUUGACACAUCGUCAGCACCAGCCCUCCUCCCGCCGCCUCGUCGAAACCAGCAGAGGGCACUGUACUCUCCGACAUCCGCAUCGGCGAACAAAGGUCGACCGACGAACGUCCCUCGAGCGGAUCCCCCGCACGGUUCGGGCGUCUCGUCGACUGCAGAAUAUAGGCCGAGGUGUUCAGUCGCUGCUGCACCCGCCGGCCAGGUCUCACCGCGGCAGAGACACUGGCAAACGAGCCCCGCGAGAGGGUGACCCAUCUCAGAAUACCAGGAGCACAGCUGCGUAUGCCCCAAACCAGCAGGCCCUGCCACAAUUGCCGCCGCCGCCGCCUGCGCUGCGAUCGCUCAUGGCCGACGUGCCACAAAUGCGCGGUCUCGGGGCAGGAAUGCCUCGGGUACGGCAAGGUCUUCGUCUGGACGCAAGCCCUCGACGCACAGGGGAAUAACCUCCGGCCGCCGCCCCCGCCUGCCGCGGCGGCUUCAGCAGGCUCCUUGUCGGCGACGGUGAGCCCCUCGCGCUACCACCAGGAGCGGAUGGUGCGGGAGCGUCAACGACAGCAGGGGCAACAACAGCAGCAUGGACACUUUACCCAGCAGCAGCAGCAACAACAGCAACAGCAAGAACAGGAAGAGAACCAGCAGCGUCAACCGUGGCGGCCCAAUGAUGGCGCGGUUCCCGACGCCAGGCACCAGGCGCAGGGGUGGUGCGAGCCCAUGAGUGUGCACGAGAGCAGGGAUGCCUCCAUCGACAAUGGUCCAGACCCGGGAGGGGCAGCCGAUGGAGAAAUGCAAAGAGCUGUUGGUAGCGAAGCCGACGAAGUAGGAGGUGGAGGAGGAGGAGGAGCUGCUGCUGCGGGAGCAGGACAGCACAGCAUGUCGCCGCUGCAGGACGAAGAGGGUCACGGGUUCAGGCACGGGCUCUCAUCAAACCAUCAGCAUAAGCACGAGCGCCACCAACACCAACAUCUUCAACUCCAGCAUCGUCAACUCCACCCGCCUCUUCUCCUCGAUCAGCCUCAGCACCAGCACCAGCAGCAGAGACAGAGACGCGAGCAGCAGCGACACUACACAGUUUCGCUGGGCUUCCUUAACCGGCAACCCCAGUUACCACGCGAUCAUGGGAGCGUUAGUUCCAUUUCGGACGCCACCAGUUGGUAUCCAUCGCCCUCAUCGGCCGGUGUCACGCCUGGCGAUGUCGCCCCGGGCCGAGAUUACUUCGCACCCCGCGGCAGAGUCGCCCUCAGCGCCUUGACUGACCCCGUGUUCCAAGACCUGGACCGGACCUCACGGUACUACCUGGCCCACUUCGCCGACCACGUCUGCAAGGAUCUCGUCGCCCGCGAUGGCCCUGGAAACAACCCGUUCCGGGAGCUCAUCCCACUCACGACGAGGCACCCACUGCUCCUCCACAUCCUCGUGGCCACGUCGGCCAUUCACUGGUCUAACCUCUUUCGUCCCAUUACCACGAUUCCCACGGGAUUAACGGAUCCUGGCGGCUACCUUGCCCAGCUGCGAGCCAAGGACCUGGUGUCGCGCGCAGCCCUUAUCGAUGCCCUUACCGCCAAGCAGACGGCCAUGCUCCACCUUCGCCAGGUUCUCGACACGCUGGAUCCCGCAGGCAGCGAAGUGGCCCUGGCAGCGAUGCACUUUUUCAUCCGUUUUGACCUAAUCGACCUGGAAAGGAAUGGCGACAAGGGGUGGCUCACACACCUUGAUGGCGCCAGGAGCAUUCUAGCCGUCCUGUCUCCCUCUGCCGCUGCCACAAGCUCAUCGAGCAGGAUGUUGCGGGACUGUGUCAUUGCUGACUGUUUUAUAUACCACGCCCUUGGAUCGACUCUUGCUUCAGGCGCCCUUGCGGCGCGCAUUGCUCGCUAUGCAGUCGAGGUGCUUCCCGUAUUGGAGCGAGUCGAAACCAACAGCUACCUUUCGUGUCCCGCUGCCGUGCUGCAGGUCAUAUUGAGGGCGUCUGAGUUCUCAUACGAGAGCGAGUCGUUUGGCACCACGUUGACUCUGGGGGCCGCCGAGGAGGCACUUGAGCUCAUCCGUAACCUGCGAGCAUUCGACAUGGACGCGUGGGCUGCAAAGCUCCGUACGGACGUGCGGAGCCGGGCCCAUGUCGCAUCGGCUCAUCGCGGAGCAGCGUGUCUUUAUGUACUCCAGGCACUCCCCCUGGCGCGAGCGGCGCGACCCGUGGACCCGGAUUCUCUCGUUGACGAGAUCCUCAUGCAUCUGAGCCAGCUCGACGAGGGGGACCCCUACUUCAAGGCAACGUCUUGGCCGACAUUUAUCGCGGGCGCCGAGACGCGUGAUCCCGAUAAGCGAAUGUGGACGCUCAAACGCCUCUUGUCAAUCUGGAAGAUUUGCUCCUGGGGGUACAUAUUCACGGCCAUUGAGAUGCUCAAAACGACGUGGGACAUGCAGGACCGGCACGACGCGAUGGUCGGCGGAGACAGGCCAUUGCAAGGCAGCGUCAAUUGGCUCAAAGAUCUCAAAGCCAUGGGAUUUGACUACCUCAUUGUCUAAAAAAAAAUUGGUCACUUGCGGCAUUUUUAUGGGUGUGCAAACUACUUACUGUCUUUGGCUGUCCCGCUUAUCUCGUCACGGCAUUGUAACAGCGUUGUGCAUUUCCGGGAGUAUAGCAAGGGCCACCAAGUGUUUUGGCGAGAGGAGCUUUCAACGUAGGGCAGGGCAUUGAUUGUCGGCAUGGUGUUCAAAAGGGGUGAAGGGAAAGUAUGGAGUCGGUUCACUCCGACCUUGUCUUGUUAUUGUUAUGCGACUACACAGCAUCUGUUUCUUUCUUUACUGUCAUGUCCCUGCAAACGGUCUGCCUGCUGGUGGCACUUGCUGGACGCAACCGACUUUGCUGCCAUGGACGCUGGUGCGUCCUCAAGUCACGGCCAAAACAAAGGACAUACGCGAGAGACUCUUUCCUGUUCUGAAUUUGGAAUGCCGAUGUAUUUUUAGCAGUUGAAGAUGACAUGACCC